This is a messenger RNA of Momordica charantia (bitter melon), 891 nucleotides long. Its product is annotated as B3 domain-containing protein Os03g0120900. Gene Ontology annotation, molecular function: DNA-binding transcription factor activity; DNA binding. Lineage: Eukaryota; Viridiplantae; Streptophyta; Magnoliopsida; Cucurbitales; Cucurbitaceae. The record is from RefSeq and is a predicted model, not a curated record.
CAUCUAUGGCGCUGGUUUGGGGUCUCCGGUUGUUUACCACCUCAGAUCCGCCGCGGCUGGCGGUGGGGCACCGCCGCAGGAGGCCGUGUUGGAGUCGGUGCCGGUGGCGGGUCAUGGAAAUGGGAGGGCUGCAGCCAAGACAUUGAGGCUGUUUGGGGUGAACAUGGAAUGCGCCGUGUCGGAGGAACACUCGGAUGAAUGCGACGUAACAACGUCGUCGUCCGAAUUCCGUCUUUACAAUGGAAUGCCAAUGUCGAUGUCAUUGCCAAUGCCGACGCCGAACAACAACGACAUCAUCCCGACUACUGACUUUUUCGGAAAAGGGAAGUCGUCGAUGUCGUCGUCCUUUGAUUUUGGUACCUGACAAACUCAAUCACUUCUCCAGAAACAUUUGGACAACAAUAGAGAGAGGAUCAAAACAGGCCUUUUGGAUUAGACCUCGUGGACAAGAGUUUCAGAGAGGCUUUGCUGUUAACGGAAAUGUGCUGAUUGCUGUCUCUACUUGGUUGGACAAAAUGGCAAAGCCCAUGCAGGUUUUGGCAGAGAAAAAAAAGUUGCAGAGAUAUAUAGCUGCUCUUUUAAAAGUUUUUGGAUGGAUGGCAGUGGGAAGCAAUAAUAUUGGUGUUUUUCCUGGUUUUUUUUGGUUGACUCACUCACUCACAAACUAGCUUGGUGUGUUGUUCUUAUAGGUUUUUGAGAUCUUUCCAAAUUGUGGCUAUAUAUAUAUAUAUAUAUAUAUAUAUAUGAAAUCUCUGUGUAAAAACUAGUACAUGAUUUGAAGUUUCCUCAUAAACUAUAUUAUUAUAUUAGUAAAAUAUUCAACUAAAUUUUUUUUUAGGACAGCUUACACACAUCUAUACUAAUAUCAGGGAACAACUGUGACUUCUACUA